This is a messenger RNA of Equus quagga, 945 nucleotides long. RefSeq names its product olfactory receptor 9I1-like. The transcript has 2 exons. Bases 1 to 945 code for a protein of 314 amino acids. The record is from RefSeq and is a predicted model, not a curated record. Gene Ontology annotation, biological process: sensory perception of smell; G protein-coupled receptor signaling pathway. Lineage: Eukaryota; Metazoa; Chordata; Mammalia; Perissodactyla; Equidae. Gene Ontology annotation, cellular component: membrane. Gene Ontology annotation, molecular function: G protein-coupled receptor activity; odorant binding; olfactory receptor activity.
AUGGAGCAUAAGAAUGGCACUGUGACGACAGAUUUCAUUCUGAUGGGGUUCCAGCUGCGAGCAGAGCUGCAGAUGGGUCUCUUCUUUGUGUUUCUGAUCGUUUACCUCAUCACCAUGGUGGGCAACCUGGGCAUGAUAGUGCUGAUUCAGUGUGACCUUCACCUCCAGACUCCCAUGUAUUUCUUCCUCAGCCACCUUUCCCUCCUGGACAUUUGUUACUCCUCUGUUAUUGUCCCUCAGUUGCUUGAGAGUUUGGGUACUGAUAAGAUGGUCAUCUCCUAUGAGUGCUGUGCCACCCAGUUUUUCUUUUUCACAUUCUGUGCUAGUACCGAGUGUUUCCUUUUGGCUGUGAUGGCCUAUGACCGCUAUGUGGCCGUGUGUAACCCUCUCCUGUAUGCCACUACCAUGACACCACAGACUCGCCUGGGCUUAGUGUCUGGGGCAUAUGCUGGUGCCAUGGUCAAUUCUGUGAUCCGCACUGGGUGUACCUUCUCGAUUUCCUUCUGUAAGUCCAAUCACUUGGACUUCUUCUUUUGUGACCUCCCACCUCUGCUGAAGCUUGCCUGUAGUGAGACCAGGCCACGGGAACGAGUAAUCUACCUCUUAGCUUUCUUGGUCAUUACAACCAGCAUUUCAGUGAUUCUAAUAUCAUACCUGUUCAUCAUCCAGGCAAUUCUGAAGAUUCAUUCGGCAGGUAGCAAAGCCAAGACUUUCUCCACCUGUGCUUCCCACAUGACUGCAGUGGCUCUUUUCUUUGGAACACUUAUAUUCAUAUACUUGAAAGGUAAUAUGGGCAAAUCACUCAUGGAGGACAAGAUUGUGUCAGUAUUUUACACUGUGGUCAUCCCUAUGCUGAACCCAAUGAUCUACAGCCUGAGAAACAAGGAAGUGAAAGAGGCUCUGAAGAAAGUUCUCAACAGGAUGAGGGUUUCCCAAGUAGAGUAA